CUCGCCUCUCUUUUCUCAUGGAAAAUCCAAAGUGGUAAUAAAGCUGGGCAACUCGAGUUUCGCGAACAGUUAGAUCUCGCAUUGCCAAAGGCUAUCAUUCGAUUCUUACGUUUAUUUCUUUCGUUCCAUCGAGAGCAUGCUGUGCGCGAAAAAUAUCUUCGAAAUGUAAAUGUACAAAGUCGAAACGCAUCUUUUUAUCAUGGAAAUAAUCAACGAAAUGAAUGAAAUAUGGAUCAGUUACGUAUCAUUAUUUGCCGCCCUAUGUUUUUUGAGUGUUCUAAAAUCAAACUAUGCAAUCCUACAAAAAUCUACAUUAUCAACGACUAUUUCGGAUGAUUAUAAUGAUCUUAAACAAGAGAGAAACAAAUUUCUUCAUAAUGUUCGCCAAAAACCGAACAUUAUCGUCAUUAUUGCCGAUGAUAUGGGUUGGAACGAUGUUAGCUUUCAUGGCUCCAAUCAAAUCCCGACACCUAAUAUCGAUGCGCUCGCGUAUAAUGGUGUUAUCUUGAAUAGUCACUAUGUAUCACCUCUUUGUACACCUAGUAGAGCAACAUUAUUGACAGGAAAAUAUCCAACUCGACUUGGCUUGCAACAUUCAGUUUUAUUACAUGCCGAACCAAGAGGACUUCCUUUGAAUGAAACAUUACUUCCCCAGUACUUAAAGAAGGCUGGCUAUGUAACGCAUGCCGUUGGUAAAUGGCACUUAGGAUAUUAUAAAAAAGUCUACACUCCUACCUAUCGUGGUUUCGAUACGUUCUUUGGGUAUUAUAACGGCCUUCAAGACUAUUACACGCAUAAUAGUGCCGAUUUGAGUGAACCAAACGCGUUGGAAGGUUUUGAUAUGCGACGAAAUCUCUCGAUAGCCUGGGAUACAUUAAAUAAAUAUUCAACCGAUUUAUUUACGGAGGAAUCAGUAAGACUUAUCAAUUCUCACGAUACCAAAGAUCCAAUGUUUCUUUAUCUCGCACAUUUAGCGCCACAUAGUGGAAAUUCUAAUGAUCUUUUACAAGCACCCGAUGAAGAAAUAGCAAAGUUUGGAUAUAUCAAUGAUCCAGAAAGAAGAAUUUAUGCAGCGAUGGUUUCUAAAUUGGAUCAAAGCGUAGGCGAAGUGGUUGCAGCUUUAAGAAAUCGUGGAAUGUUGGAAAAUAGUAUAAUAUUAUUUAUCAGUGAUAACGGAGCGCCAACAAUAAAAACUUUAAGUAAUCAUGGUAGCAAUUAUCCCCUUAGAGGUAUAAAAGAAACCCCUUGGGAAGGUGCUGUACGAGGAGUCGCAGCUAUUUGGAGUCCAUUCAUAAAAAAAUCAAAGAGAGUCUCAAACCAAUUAAUGUCUAUUGCCGAUUGGCUUCCAACGCUACUUUCUGCGGCAGGAUUAGACAAAAGCCAAUUAGAUAAGAUAGAUGGUUUGGAUCUCUGGGAAACUAUAGCGGGAAAUCGUACUAGUCCUCGAUCCGAAAUACUCAUUAAUAUCGAUGACAUUAGCAAUUACGCUGCCAUUCGUUAUGGAGAUUUUAAAUAUAUUACUGGUAAUACUGGUAUUAGCGAUGAAUGGCUAGGAGAGAGUGGCAAACCAAGCGAAAAAUCUGGUUUUCCACCAGCAUACGAUCCAAAUCAAAUUCUGCAAAGCAAAGUUGGUAUCGCUAUUGCUGGUGUAAUUACUGCUCAAGAGGUGAUGGAGUCGAGAAGAAGAAGAAGCGUUGGCGUUGAAGAUUAUAUUAAUAAAGAAUUCCAAAGGAUGAUGUUAACUGCAGAUCAAUUACUUGAUUUACGAAAGAAAUCAGAAAUUAAGUGCAAUAUUAAAAAAGAAGAUAUGAUAAAAUGCAAUGCUCUACUAGCACCUUGUUUAUUCAACAUCAUUAACGAUCCUUGUGAAAUGAUAAAUUUAGCUGGAUCUAAACCACAUGUUCUUGCCUCAUUGGAACGAGCUAUACUGAAGCACCGAUUUAAUAUAGUAAAUCCGAUUAAUCAAAAAUUAGAUGAUUUGGCGAAUCCAUUGCUACACAACAAUACUUGGAUCAGUUGGGGCGAUAUUGAAAAUUUAAACAAGACCAUAGAAUUAAUGAAUCAUUUACAAAACAAAAAUUCUGUUAAAUAUCCCGGUGUAUUACUGGCAGCAAUAUUUAUACUCGUUGGUAUUUUUAUCUUGGGUGUAAUAACCCUUUUUGCAUUGGCAUGUGGAAAACAAUACAAGAUAAAGAACAGAAGAGACCCUCCGAAGAAUAAAAGAAAUCUUAUUAUAGUUAAAAAUGUCAAUGAGAUCAAAAGAUACUCCAUAUCGGAUAAUGAGGACCAAAAUAAUUCUACUACGAAAGAUUUUACUAUGAAAUGACGAUUAGUUUCAAGGUACACGACUCCUAAACUCAAAACUACUAUAAAGAUUUCUUAUUGUGUUCAUAAAUCUAUGAAAACAUAGUAUACGUUUGCUCUAUAUUAUAUGAAUAAAGAGAAUAAUAUUCUUUUCCUUAGAAGAAGAUGUAAAACAAAUAGUAUUAAUUAUCCAACCGAAUUAAUUUUAUUAAAUAUAAGAAGAAAUUUUCGUGUUACCUUAAUUGAUCUUCUGAUAAUAGUCUCAACGAUAUAGACCAAAAUAUAUCGAUUAGAUGACUAUUCAAUAAUUCCGUGACUUUGAAAUUCUUACUUGUACCAAGCAAGUAAAUCGAAUUUCCGACGAGUUCACGUACAUUUUAUUCUUAUAUGUAAAUAUAUUUCUAUAUUUAAA
This is a messenger RNA of Vespula vulgaris, 2716 nucleotides long. RefSeq names its product arylsulfatase B-like. The transcript has 9 exons. The record is from RefSeq and is a predicted model, not a curated record. Bases 170 to 2326 code for a protein of 718 amino acids. NCBI's taxonomy places the organism in Eukaryota, Metazoa, Arthropoda, Insecta, Hymenoptera, Vespidae.